CCAAUCAGAAUCUCUUCGGCGCGCUUCCGGUUUUUGUUCAAAUGUCUUUUUCAUGCGACAACACAAUCUUACGAGACUAAGAAAUAAAUCAAAUAAACGCACAUCUGUGCUUCAUAAAGACGCGAAGAAAGCGUAUUAAGGAUAUUUCAGGUGGGAAAAUAUCAUGGCAGAGUGUGAUGCCGAAUGGGAAUUGUGUAAAGAAAAUAUCCAGCCUUUGAGACAAGGCCGCUCGGUGUCAGCUUUGCAGCAGGCUCUGUGUCAGCAGCAGGAGAGAAACCACACGGCCCUCCAUCAGAAAACACAAGCGUUUGAGUCUGAGCUGCGGCUGUGUGAUGGAGACGAUCCUCUAGAUGUUUGGGUCAGGUACAUCAAAUGGACAAAGCAGACGUAUCCACAAGGUGGAAAGGAGAGUAAUUUAUCAGUGCUUCUUGAAAGAGCAGUUACGCGCUUCACAGCCGGCAAGAAAUAUCACAAUGACGUUCGCUACGUUGAGCUCUGGAUCGAGUUUGCGGAGGGCUGUUCUGACCCGAUGGACGUCUACCGCUACAUGCAAGCUCAAGGCAUCGGAAGCAUGCAAGCCGCGCUUUACAUCGCCUGGUCUGAAGAGUACGAGAAGAGAGGGAAUAUAAAGAUGGCUGACGGCGUGUUUCAGGACGGCGUGAAGUGUGGAGCAGAGCCUGCGGAGAAGCUGCAAGCGUUUCACAGAGCUCUGCAGGCUCGAGCGUGUAGACAGAUGAUGUUGUCUAUGACAGAUCAACACAGAGAUGAUGAUGAUGAUGAUGAAGGACCCGCAGAGCCUCAGCGAUCCUCACUGGCUGAGCUCAAAGCCAAAGGGAAGAAAAAAGCCGUGGUUCCCAUCAACAGAGGGAAGGCCUCGGCCGGAUACGCUCGCGGGCUCCAGUUUAAACAGCCGUUGGGCCCCAAGCAGAACAGUCGGCUGGUGAUCUUUGAUGAGAAUAAAGCUUCUGAAACAGAGCCGCAGGAGCCCAAAUUUGAGGUCUGGACAGCGCCACCUACUGCCCGAGCCAAAGAGAACGAACAGAAGCCUGAGAAAUGGACCAAUGUGAAGUUGCCUCUGAAGUCCAGAUCGGGCCUCAGCGUCGCCGUCGCACCUCCUAAACCCAGCUUCCAGCCGUUUGUGGAAGAGGACGUCCAGCCUCCCGCUGUGACUCCGUGUAAAAUCGACCCGGCGGUGAACUCGGUGCUGUCGGUCAGGAAGCCCUGCAGGCCGGAGCAGACGCCGCUGAAGAUGCUGCAGGAGCGGAUGCAGCUCCAGACGCAGGAGGACGGGAAGAGUCGAGAGCAGAGCAUGUACUGCAGAGAGCUGCUCUACAGCGGAGCCAGCGAGUUCUGCUUCGAGGAGCUGCGGGCCGAGCGCUACCGACAGAAACACGCUGUCAAACUGCAGAGCACAGAAAGCUAGUAGAAUCCAAUGCAAACUGAAGCGCUUUCUAUCAAGACAGCAGUCGUAGAUGUCUGAAAAAGUUCAAACUUGCCUAAAAGAAGCUGUAGGCUGCUUACUAGGUUUGAAACACUAUCUUUAUUUGUUGUAGAUGUCUUUGUGUAUAACCAUUCCUGUGUGUGUACAUACGUUUUCUUUUCUUUUUUGUGUAUAUACAUACUUUUUGUAAUGCCACAUUUUGGGAUUUUUUUUUUUUUAUAGUGCAAAAGUAGCAUUUAUGCAUACGC
Sinocyclocheilus anshuiensis is the source of this 1689-nucleotide messenger RNA. RefSeq names its product BUB1 mitotic checkpoint serine/threonine kinase Bb (gene bub1bb). Gene Ontology annotation, cellular component: nucleus. The transcript has 9 exons. Bases 164 to 1423 code for a protein of 419 amino acids. Gene Ontology annotation, biological process: mitotic spindle assembly checkpoint signaling; meiotic sister chromatid cohesion, centromeric. The record is from RefSeq and is a predicted model, not a curated record. Gene Ontology annotation, molecular function: protein kinase activity. Lineage: Eukaryota; Metazoa; Chordata; Actinopteri; Cypriniformes; Cyprinidae.